Molecule: messenger RNA, 835 nt
Organism: Callorhinchus milii (elephant shark)
Lineage: Eukaryota; Metazoa; Chordata; Chondrichthyes; Chimaeriformes; Callorhinchidae
Gene: tmem60
Product: transmembrane protein 60
Exons: 1
Coding region: 395-796 (133 amino acids)
Source: RefSeq, a predicted model, not a curated record
UACACACACACAUGCAAAUGCUUGGAGGAGGAGGAAGAGAAAGAGAGGAACUAUCGUUGAUUCCCACCGUUUGCACCAGAGCGGAAGGAAAUGCAGUCAACCCGGCAAAUGGAAAAGAAAUCUUAAACGCAGAAGAGGAGCCCCGCAUUGGAGUCGUUUUCUUCUGAAGAAAAUAUAUAAAACGAGGCGGUCUUUCGGUGUCUUUGUGUCUGGGGGUUCGUGUGUUUUAUUAUCAACUGCUAUCAUUGCUUUGCAACCGUAUUUGGGUGCUGGAGAGACUCGGCACAUCUUCAGAGGAAGAGGGAAAAAAAAGUGAAGGAAGAAGCCAAGGAAAGGAACCCUGGGGAGCAGAGCACUCACCCACCCACCCACCAGCCCGUUGGCCGGUGUUUAGAUGAGAAUGUCAUUGGCGCAGAGGGUUUUAAUGACCUGGCUCUUCACCCUGCUCUUCCUCAUCGUGCUGGUGCUGAAGCUGGACGACAAGGCACACUGGAACUGGUUCCUCAUCUUCAUCCCGCUCUGGAUCUUCGACGCCAUCCUGCUGUUCAUGCUGAUCGUCAAGAUCGCAAGGAAAUGCAAGUCCGCCUACGACAGGAGCGGUGGCAAGCUGAAGAGGAAAGUCUGGUACCUGUGUGCCAUGCUGCUCAAGCUGGGCUUCCUGGUGGCUCUAUGCGCCAGGCUGGAGCACAUCACAGACACCAAGCUCACUUUUGUCUUCAUCCCCCUCUGGAUGUUACUGAUUGGAGCCAUGGUGGACAUAGGAUGCAAUACUUUCCCACGGGACCAGACGGAUUAAAAAAAUAAUAAUUUGUUCACUCAGUCCACAACUGUUUAU